AUGCCAACAGUCAGCCUUAUCUCCCUGGUGGAGGCGCUGGAGGCAAUGCGCCGAGUGAUUCACCUCAGUAGAAAAGAACCUUUCCGGAAUUGGACUAGCGUGCCUCCUCCCCGCGCUUGUCGGACCUCGUGCCUGUCACUGCCUGCCACCGCCUGUCGUCGCUUUGGUCAUCUUCAACACCCCUCGCCAAGUACGACCUGCUGCCUCGUCAUCACCUGCCUAUUUCCCCCGAGAGCGCACAUCUCUUGCUUCCUGUCAACUUUCCCUCUCAAUUUAUUUUCCAUCUCCAUCGAUACAACUCGAAUCUAG
This is a messenger RNA of Pochonia chlamydosporia 170, 309 nucleotides long. RefSeq lists its product as hypothetical. The coding region runs from base 1 to 309 and encodes 102 amino acids. The transcript has a single exon. NCBI's taxonomy places the organism in Eukaryota, Fungi, Ascomycota, Sordariomycetes, Hypocreales, Clavicipitaceae. The record is from RefSeq and is a predicted model, not a curated record.